UGUAGACUGGGGGACACCGCUGUUUGGAGCUCAGCGCGCAAAUGUAUUUUUUAAACGUUGAUAAACUUUUCUCGUUUGAAUUGUAUUUACGAAUAACCGGGCUUUAGAGACAGCGGGCUGUGGAACCUGGCGGCGCUUUUGGAUCUCUACAAGCUGAAGCAGGCAGGAACGGAGGCGACCAUGGUCCUGAGUCAGAUGGACGCGGGGAAGGCUCUGACGGCGGCGGCGGCCAAAGGCAACCCGGAGGAGGUGCAGAGGAUCCUGGAGGAGCUCCGGGUCCACCCAGAUACUCUGAACGAGUUCGGCAGGACUGCUCUACAGGUGAUGAUGAUGGGGAACGCCAAAAUCGCAGGCUUGCUGCUGGAGAAAGGGGCGGACCCCAACGUUCAGGACAAACACGGCAUAGCGCCCGCCCACGACGCAGCGCGGACGGGGUUCCUCGACACCCUCCAGGUCCUGGUGGAGCACGGCGCCUCCGUGAACCUCCCGGAUCAGAACGGCGCCCUGCCCAUUCACAUCGCCAUCCGGGAAGGCCACCGGGACGUGGUGGAGUUCUUGGCGCCCCAGUCGGACCUGAAACACGCCACCGUCAGCGGUCAGACGGCGGUAGACGUGGCCCGAGCCUCGUGUGUGCCCCAUAUGAUGGACGCCCUCUUUGCUCACGUCCACAGUUAGCGUGUAACUGGAACGCUUUCUUUCUGCUUCGAUGCGUGGCGCCUUGAAUCCGUGGUUGUACAAAGGAUGUUGGUGUUUUGGUAGUUCAGCAUUAAUGACGGGACACAUUGUCUUGGCAGCUUGUUUUCAGUGGAUGGGUGGCUAUAUACUGUAGACACCUUUUGCACAGUGCAGUUUAGGCACUUUAAUUUACAUUGAUCUGUUGUCCCUUUAAUUGGGAGUGCACAUUUGUUCAUAGUUGUCCAGUGUUAUCUUAUUCGUGCAUCCUGUUGGUUGUGUAAGGACUGUAGGAGUCCAUACACGCGUAUGAGUCUUUUUAAAACGACCAAACUUGACGUGGUGCGCCCCGAUUGCUUUGCAUAGUUGUUUCUCUUCACUAGAUGUACCUAGACUUUGAAUUUACUCUAUUUAUUGUUGAAAUAGGACUUAAUAUUCCUGUAAAUAGCAACUUUUAUUGUGAUUUGUUGAAAUGUUAUUUAUACAAAUACCUUUAAGACAAGUGAGAUUAUUCACUUUA
Molecule: messenger RNA, 1192 nt
Organism: Nematolebias whitei (Rio pearlfish)
Lineage: Eukaryota; Metazoa; Chordata; Actinopteri; Cyprinodontiformes; Rivulidae
Gene: cdkn2d
Product: cyclin-dependent kinase inhibitor 2D (p19, inhibits CDK4)
Exons: 3
Coding region: 181-675 (164 amino acids)
Biological process (GO): negative regulation of cell population proliferation; regulation of cyclin-dependent protein serine/threonine kinase activity
Cellular component (GO): nucleus
Molecular function (GO): cyclin-dependent protein serine/threonine kinase inhibitor activity; protein kinase binding
Source: RefSeq, a predicted model, not a curated record